Manis javanica (Malayan pangolin) is the source of this 3570-nucleotide messenger RNA. The record is from RefSeq and is a predicted model, not a curated record. Lineage: Eukaryota; Metazoa; Chordata; Mammalia; Pholidota; Manidae.
GGUCAGGGGCAGGGAUGCUACUUCCUAGCGUCCAACCCAGGCUCAGGGGGCCAAGGCCAGGGAAUCCAGGAGCCUUGGCUUUUUACCCUGGGGCAGUGAUGUGUCGAAGCAGCGGAGAUGCUGGGCCAGGAAAAGGGCCGGUCUUUCCAGGUUGUGCAGCCUUAAUUUCCCCGAGGGGAUGCACCUCAAGGGAGAUUCUGGAUGACCGAGUUCCUGGAAGGCGGGGACAAGGGCAAGGCCUGGACCAUGGGCAAGGCGGAUUCUCUCCCCCAGUCCUGUUGCAGCUUAUGGGGGCUGGCAGGGGCUUCCAUGUCCUGGUUCUUGACAACCCUGCCGCCUUGCCCUCUGGGGUCUCCAUGGGAAUGGGAACCAGGAUUUCUGGCCUCCAGCUUCUUUGAGGGGGCGGGACCCAGUGCAGUCCCACCCCUCCCUGGAAUGGGACCUCAAAUACCCGCCUGUGCCAGGGCACCAGAGCUGCUGCCAGACCCAGCGGCGGGCAGUCUGGCUGUGCCACAGACCCACCCCAACCUGGACUUCAGACCCCUACUCAGAGCCAGAACCUGAGCCUCUGACACCAACCCAUCCACAUACCCGGUGAGUCUGGGGCCUGGGCUGAGCUCAGGGCUGGAUGGAAAUGAGGCUCCCUCUAUUGGGGUCUCAACUACUUCCCAGGGAGAACUGUCCAGAGACCCGGAGAGCGCUGGAGAAUGAUGCGCUUUCACGCCAACCAGGGUCCAGCUGUGGAGCCUGAACACCGCCGCGGAGGGGCCAAGGGUGGGCGUGUGUGUCGGACCCCAAGUCCGCGUUCACGCGGGCCAUGUUUGUCCCUCCUAGCCCACCCGCUCCGGGCCAUGGGUGGGCCUCGAGCCCUACUGGCCACGCUCUGGGCGCUUGGGGCCGCCGGAGCCGCGGCGCUGCGCAUCGGAGCCUUCAACAUCCAGAGCUUUGGCGACAGCAAAGUGUCAGACCCAGCCUGCGGCGGCGUCAUCGCGCAAAUCCUGGCUGGCUAUGACGUCGCGCUGGUGCAGGAGGUGCGAGACUCGGACCUGAGCGCCGUGUCCGCCCUCCUGGAGCAGAUCAACAGCGUGUCCAGGCACGAGUACAGCUUCGUGAGCAGUGAGCCCCUGGGUCGGGAACAGUACAAGGAAAUGUACCUGUUCGUCUACAGGAAGGACGUGGUGUCGGUCGUGGACACGUACCAGUACCCGGACCCGGAGGACGUCUUCAGCCGUGAACCUUUCGUAGUCAAGUUUUCGGCCCCCCGCUGCGCCGCCCGGGAGCUCGUGCUGGUCCCGCUGCACGCCGCGCCGCAUCAGGCGGUGGCCGAGAUCGACGCUCUCUACGACGUGUACCUGGACGUGAUCGACAAGUGGGGCACCGACGACUUGGUGUUCCUGGGAGACUUCAACGCCGACUGCAGCUACGUGCGGGCGCAGGACUGGGCAGCCAUCCGCCUGCGCAGCAGCGAGGUGUUCAAGUGGCUCAUACAGGACAACGCUGACACCACCGUGAGCAACUCGGACUGUGCCUACGACCGCAUCGUGGUCUGUGGCUCCCGCCUGCGCAGAAGCUUGAAGCCCCAGUCAGCCACCGUGCAUGACUUCCAGGAGGAAUUCGGCCUGGACCAGACUCAGGCCCUUGCCAUCAGUGACCAUUUUCCUGUAGAAGUGACCUUCAAGUCCCACUGAUAGGCCCAGGUCUGGCCAGGGCACCUGCCUGCACAUGCUGGCCGUGAAGAACAGCCCCAUAGGGCUCCAGAGGCCAGCCCCCAGCGAGGCCGCAGAGCACUGUCAGUCGGACAGGCAGCUACGGGAACAUCACGGGACCACUGGGAGCCUGUUUCCCCACCUGUAAAACGGGCUGCCACCACCUACCCCACAGGGCUGUGAGGAGCACCCCGCAGAGCGCUAGGCAUGCAGCUGCCCUCAAUAAAUACAACUGAGUGCUCAGCCAGGACCACACACUGGUCAGCUCUGAGGCCUCUGUGUCCUUUCUUGGGAUUCUGGGGCAUAAACAUUGGUCCUGCAGCCCACUUAAAGGACAGGGACAGCCUGGCCUGCCCCUUUCACUUCCUGCUGGGAACCGAUCACCCCCAAACCACACUGGCUCCAGAGGCUGUGAAAGAGCCUUCCUCUUUCCUUGUGCAAACUGUAAAUGCUUCCAAGAGCCUGCACCUCAAGCAGCUGCGGACCAGUGCUCACACACACAGGUCGUAUCGACGUGCAAGGCCAGCCUCCCAGUCCCCGAUGGCUCUCCUAUGGCCCCUGAUUCCUGAGUCCUGCAGGACCCCUCUGGCACUCAUCUGUAUCUGGCACAGCCCUCCCCACACUCCCACGCCUCCUGCCUAGCACUGCGGGGUGGGUCAAGGAAGCUGGCCCAGCCCCCAGAUGGUGGGUGGCCAAUGGGACAUUUGGGGAGGCCCUCAGCAGUGAGCAGGCUGGACCCUCACCCAGCUUAGGAAGCCAGAUCAGGUUAAGGUCCUGCCUACACCCCUUUAAUGGUGCCUCCUGGUAGCUUCCUCCUCAGGAGCCCCAGGCUGGGGAGGGCCUGUGAGGGAGGAGAGUGGCCCCAUCACCCGUGGAUCAGGACCAAAUAGAACUGGGACACAUGGUAUAGCUGACGGGCCUGGUGAGGUUUCUUGUUUUCGAAACCCCUCAUCUUUGGCAGGAUUUAGGAACUGGCCUGAAUUGCAUAGAAAGAAAAACCUCUGUUUCAAGAGUUUGGACAAGUUCUUCUAAUGCAACCCUUCUAGAAGAGGACUUAGGACACUCACAGAACAGAAUGUCUCAAUGCUAGUGAUGCUUCUCUGGCCCCUCUCCAGUUCCCUCAGUCUCUCUCUCCAUCUAAAUGAAUGACUGUGGCAGCAAAAGGUCUUUGGGCUUUUCUUGGGGAUGGGAUCUCGUGGGGAUUAUCCCGGCCUGUGGCCAGGGAUAGGGUGAUCAAAGGACUUUAUUCACGAUUCUGCUUGGGAAAGGAGACACUCAGUGGUGACAUCACCAAAGUCCAGAAGGGCCCACCUGCCAGUUCAUGAUUCUCAAAUCAAGACACUGCCCAUAAGAAACAGAACCAUCUAAGAAGAUCAGCAAAAGAGAGAGUUGAAAGUAACUUUUAAGUCAGAAAAUACCUGAAAGUCCCUUGGAACCAGAGAGCCCCCAGAGGGUGCGCAUGGCUGAGACCCUGGGUGGGCAGCUCAGCCUUAGGCCUUCUUUUCUUUGAGCUUUUCUAAGUACGCCUGCAGGGACUUCUGGACAGAGUCCCUGGAGAGGAAGCUGACGAAGUUCUGGAUGUCUGCAUCGCGCUGCUUCACCAGGCGGUCCACCGUGGCUUUUCGCAUCAUGUUCUUGCUCAGCUGUCGAGCGUGGUCUACAGAGAAUGGGGUCCCCGUGUAAAAACUCAUUCUCUGAGAUGGGGCAUCAUUUCCAACCUUGCCAAGAGUAUUUCAGCAGAAACCCUGGAAAGUUUCUAAGAAGCCUUAGAAAAUGCACGUAAGUGAAGCAAAGAAAAUGAGAAUCACCUGUUCCCCACUGUCUGCCUGUUUCUUUUAAAAGCAUGUAGAUGAUCUUGUAAAAA